ACACUGGACCUUGCGUUUGGACGGCUUCCAAUGAUGAGUUAUGCUGAAAAGCCUGAAGACAUAACAAAAGACGAGUGGAUGGACAAAUUAAACAACGUGCACAUUCAGAGGGCAGACAUGAAUCGCCUCAUUAUGAACUACCUGGUAACAGAGGGAUUCAAAGAGGCAGCAGAAAAGUUCCGUAUGGAGUCUGGUAUCGAGCCAAGUGUGGACUUGGACUCUCUGGAUGAAAGAAUAAAGAUUCGUGAGAUGAUCCUGAAGGGGCAGAUCCAGGAAGCUAUUGCACUCAUUAACAGCCUACACCCGGAGCUGCUGGACACCAACCGAUACUUGUAUUUUCAUCUGCAGCAGCAACAUUUGAUCGAGCUAAUCAGGCUAAGGGAGACCGAGUCAGCGUUGGAAUUUGCCCAGACCCAGCUAGCCGAGCAAGGGGAGGAGAGUCGGGAGUGUCUCACAGAGAUGGAGAGAACGCUUGCCCUCUUGGCCUUUGACAAUCCCGAAGAGUCGCCCUUUGGAGACCUGCUCAACAUGAUGCAGCGGCAAAAGGUGUGGAGUGAGGUGAACCAAGCUGUGCUGGACCACGAAAACAGAGAGUCCACCCCCAAACUGGCGAAACUCCUCAAGUUGCUGCUGUGGGCACAGAACGAGCUGGACCAGAAGAAGGUGAAAUAUCCUAAAAUGACUGAUCUGAGUACGGGAACCAUUGAGGAUCCCAAGUGAACAUACUAACCAGGACGGAGUUUAUAUAAAAAGAGUGUGUGACAACCCACUGGUUAGUGGGUUAAACCAGGACUCUCUAUUUAUCUCGGUUAAAGUUUGUCAUGACUGUUGCACGCAAACAGCGCCAUGUAUGUUGCCAUGGAGACAUUUUGUGAAGCGUUACUAUAUGUUCAUAACAGUAUUACCUUUUAUUAUUUUAUGUAUAGCAAUACAGUUACUGAUGUAUUUUAUUCAUGUUGAAUAAAAACAUUGUACCCCCACCCCAAAAAAAAAAAAAAAAUCUAUGCCUCCUGUUCUUGUCUAGAUCUGGUCUCCACGGUAACAUCUGUGAUGCUGCUUUUGUGCAACCCAGUCGCAACUACAGUCAGCCCUGAUAACCAAACCGACUUAAACCUCCACUUAGGACACGUGCAACAGAAUAUGAUUUCUAAAUAAAUGCUAUACUUCUUUUGUUUGGCAUGAAGGUGAGAUGAAAUUUCACUUGGUGCAGCGACUGUAAAUCAUUGUAUUUUGCAAAGUAACAUUUAAAUACCCCUCCCGGGUACUAGGGGAAUUGUUGGAGUCAACAAAUACAAAUUUUGUAUAUUUUGGUUUGUUGAAGGCCUUGAGUGUGUAGUGUUUAUUGCAACAGUCGUCCGUAUUGACCGACAUUGGUUUGCUGGAAAGCAAGUUGAUGUUACGAGAGUGACAAAUGUUAAGUAUUUAAAUGGGUUAACUUUUUUUUUUUUAAACCAAAUACAUUUUUAGACUGAGAUCCUUUUGUGUGAAAAUGUGUGAAAUGAAAUACUGUGCACAGUACUGUGCAAAAGUUUAGGGAACACUUACUACUUAAUAAUACUUAAGGAUAUACGGUAAAGACUGUUUUAUCAAUUUGCAAAAAUGCAAAUUAAGCGAACAAAAGAAACAUUUUAAUCACAUCAAUAUUUGGCGUCACUACCCUUUUCCUUCAAACCGACAUAAAAUGCUUAUAGGUACACUCGCAACAAGUCGGGAUUUUUGUAGGAUUAUAGUUAAGUGUAUGAACAAUAUCACAUGAUGGUUGAAACGCAGUCAUUAACUGAAACAGAAACAUUUGGGUGAGGAGCAGCCAAACUUUGAUACAAAGGAGAGGUUAUAUGCUAUGGCACAGGACCAAAACACAAGCUAGUUAUACCGCAUCAACAAGGUUUCGUCACGAUGUGCAAACCUACAAUGUUUAGAAUCGUAGAUUCCGUGGUCGGCCAAUAAAAGCCCAUACAUAAAAUACAAACAUCAAGCUUAUUACCCCUUUAAAAAUCGGAAUAUACCCAGUAGUACCAUCAGCUCAGAAGCGGAAGAAACCAGUGUCACUCAGGUACACCGUCUACUGUUCAGAGAGGCCUGGACAGAAGUGGUCUUCAUGGUCGAGUUGCAGCCAAAAAGCAAUUCCUCUGUCAUGGAAACAAGACCAAGCGAAUAAACUAUGGAUGUAAACAUGGGAAGCGUUGUGCACAAAAAUGGCAAAAGGUGCUCUGGACCGAUGACUCAAAAUGAUUGGUUUGGGCUGCGGGCUGUGGAGCAAAGCAUGAAUGAAUGUCUCCAUGGAGGUUCUUUGCAAGUUUGGGGCUGUAAUAGUGCAAAUGGAGCUGAUGAUUUGGUUAAGGGUUAAGGGUGUCCUCAAUGCUGAGUAAUCCAGGCAGAUACUUUGCCAUCAUGCAAAACCAUCUGGGAGGUAUAUGAUUGGCUGCAAAUGUAUUUGGACAAGGAAGGACAACAACAACCACAAACAUAAAGCCAUGCUCAUAAAGAACUAUCUUCAGCGUAAAGAACAAGUCCUGGAAGUGAUGACGUCCAUUUUUGAAAUCAUUCUUGGUUUACAGAAUUAUUUUCUAACCUAAAACGUUUGCACAGUACUGUGUAUGUAUGUGUAUAUAUACAUAUAUAUAUAUAUAUAUAUAUAUAUAUAUAUAUUGGGGUGGUGCAACAAAACACAAAAUUCAUUUGUGUUGCACUUCGAUACUUUUUCGAUACAAAAAAAGAAACCUUUCCUUGUUUAAUUUGAAUUUUAUUGAAAUUGCAAAAAAAAAAAAAUUCAACUUAAAAAUACAGUUCUACCGCACAGACUUAUAACACAUCAUA
Messenger RNA from Doryrhamphus excisus (bluestripe pipefish), 2817 nucleotides. Its product is annotated as glucose-induced degradation protein 8-B homolog. The record is from RefSeq and is a predicted model, not a curated record. NCBI's taxonomy places the organism in Eukaryota, Metazoa, Chordata, Actinopteri, Syngnathiformes, Syngnathidae. Gene Ontology annotation, molecular function: protein binding.